AUGACUUCGCUGUUGCGAGAGCUCGAGCCAGUCCCGAAAGUGGGCCCGGACUCAACCACCACAACUUCCCUCCCAAGCUUCACCGCGAGCUCACGCGCCACCGCCAAGCCCACCACGCCGGCGCCGAUCACAACCACGUCCGCCUCUUCAUUGGGCACCGAUCCGUGCUUCGCCGUCGAGAGCCACCUCGCUGGUCUGCCCGCCACCGCGAAGGCCCGGCAAAUCCCGCCGGAGGCGCUGAAUCUCAUCGUCCACCCCACAAUUCUUGUUUGCGAUUGCUCAAUCCACUUGACAAUUCAGCUUUCUCGGUGCUACGGUACAAUAGGCAAAGGGUGUGUGGCAAGGAAGGAUGGCAGGAUCCUGAAAACUUGGGCUGCAAUGGAAGGAUGCUAUGAUACUGAGGAAGAGAACCAGCUGGCAGUUUCGGUUGUGGGAAAUAACUUCUCGAGCAUAUUGUUAGAGAGGAUGUGGUUUGGGUCGAGCUCCUUUCUCGCUUCAUUAUAUGCAUCCACAGGAAAUCUCUUUCUAAGUCUUGCCUGUAAAGCAGCAAGCUCAUCUUUGUCUUUCGGGACCUAUGAGCAAAAGUGCCGGGAUAUUUUCCUUCUCGAUAAUUUCCAUCAGUUUUUCUAUGUACUCGAGGUUUCGAUAAAGUCCCAGCUGGAAAGCAUAUCUCAGAGACCCAUUGUUGGCCACCACAAUCAAAUCCCAAGAUUUCAUCACUCCACCCAACUCGAUAACCCUCCGAUUUUCUCCAAUAUUCAGCCUCCGCUUGAUUCACCUUCACUAUGUGUUCUUUAUUCAGAGGAUCCAAAGCAACGAUUCUUGAUAAAGGUCUCUAACGGGCUGUACAGCUUCUUCCUGAGUAUACUUUGGUUUAUACUUUGGAGGGCCUUUCCAUUUGGAAAUAGGAUUACACUUCACAACCACAACUGUGUCGGUAUAUGGAAUAUACAGAUUUCUAUUGUGCCCUUGCCUGGAGUAACCAGCUUCAUGCUGAUAACCUGCUCGUCUAUUGGUGGAAGCCUUGCACCAGUGCCAUGA
Striga asiatica is the source of this 1041-nucleotide messenger RNA. The record is from the annotation of a GenBank genome assembly. NCBI's taxonomy places the organism in Eukaryota, Viridiplantae, Streptophyta, Magnoliopsida, Lamiales, Orobanchaceae.